AUGAAACACAGGCUCUUGCUUAACCCAGUCAAGUGGCUCAGGGGAGCCAGAAAACGCCAUGCUGCUGACCUCUACGACGCGUCUGCCUACAAUCCCCAAACUCUAAAAUCCAACCCCUUUGCCAGGGCUUUGGACGCCACAAGAAUGGACAUUCUGGGAAAACGCUUCCCUCUAGGCAACAUGGUCCAAACCAUCGUGGAGAAACGUGGCGGGAAAUACGAAAUCGUGCCUGUUUUGGAGAAACCGGUGCUUGGGGUGAACCCCGCAAGCUACGUGUUGAACAGAGCGUCCUACAUUGCAUUUGCUCAGAAAAGAGUGUUUCUACCGAUACCCUCCAAACGCAGACAAAGAGACAAGAAACUGCUUGGUCAGACACGUGUGGUCGACGACUUUAUCGGUGUUUACCGUGGGCUUUUGGAGGAGGCGAUACGGCCGCUUUUGGACAACGUGGAGGGCGGUGAAGGUCCAGGCAUGAAGGUUCUACCGGGUAAUGGACCUAUAAAUUGGGAAAACGACACGCCACAUGUGUACAGCCCACUUGUUGACAAGGAAGUGCACCUUCCAUAUGAAGAAAACCAGCAAUUGUGCCAGCUUCUCUUGAAACAUGCCCAGUUCUGCGAUUGUGCCCCCACAGCCUCACGGUGA
Molecule: messenger RNA, 645 nt
Organism: Candidozyma pseudohaemuli
Lineage: Eukaryota; Fungi; Ascomycota; Pichiomycetes; Serinales; Metschnikowiaceae
Exons: 1
Coding region: 1-645 (214 amino acids)
Source: RefSeq, a predicted model, not a curated record